Messenger RNA from Vespa mandarinia (Asian giant hornet), 4983 nucleotides. RefSeq names its product high affinity choline transporter 1. Lineage: Eukaryota; Metazoa; Arthropoda; Insecta; Hymenoptera; Vespidae. Gene Ontology annotation, molecular function: choline:sodium symporter activity. Gene Ontology annotation, biological process: choline transport; transmembrane transport; acetylcholine biosynthetic process. Gene Ontology annotation, cellular component: plasma membrane. The record is from RefSeq and is a predicted model, not a curated record.
AUAAAGAAAGGAAGAAAGGAAGGAAGGAAGGAAGGAAGGAAGGAAGGAAGGAAGGAAGGAAGGAAGGAAGGAAGAAGAAAAAGGGGAGAGUUAUUUUUCGCGUGCUCGAGUUCUAUACACACCGCAUGUUUCGAACGUAUUUCACAAUGGUCCCAACUAUCGUCAUCGUCAUUGUCAUCAUCUCGCUCUCUAUAUUUCCCUCUUUCUACUUAUCUCUUCCGCCUAUCAUCUCUCUCCCACCCUAUCAACGCAUCUCUCCCUCUCUUUCCCCUCCUUCUCUCUCUCUCUCUCUCUCUCUUUCUUUCUCUCUCUUACUCUCUUUACCGAUCGUUCCCUCCCUUUCUACCAUCAUCUCUACGUUCUGCUACCCCUUGGUGAGGUGGCGGUCCAGAGCGCAGAGCGCGUCAGCCGUGCGGGAUGCUGAAUCCAAAGGAGAUUCAGUUGUACGCCUGGCUGCUCUGCCACUGUGCACUCUGUGCGCGUUUCAUAACGUUCUUCUUUCUCUGAGUUGAAAACUGUCAAAUCUUAGACGACAUAUUUUUUUUUUCUUUUCUUUAUCAUCUCUCUCUCUCUCUCUCUCUCUCUUUCUCUCUCUCCCUCUCUCUCUCUCUUUCUCUCUUCUCCCCCUCUCUCUGUCUAUUCUUAUCUAUUGCUCCAUUUCUCCAUCUUUUAUUCUCUUUUUUCUUUCUUACGUUCUUCUCCUUUCUCUUUUUCUCAUCGUCAUUCCCAAUUUCCUUUUUCCACAUUUCCCAUUAUUUCAUUUCGUUGCAUCGCAUUCUCUUCCGGGGUUCAUCUCGCCGACGGAUCUAACGAGGAAUGGACUUUUUGUGAAAGAAAGGCGUGUACCGAACAUCCACGAUUACAGGCUACCGUCACGUCGGAGGGGAAGGGGGUGGAGAGAACAGGACACGAGGAUGGGUGUCUAUGUGAUUGGGAUAGUUGGCGUUAUCGUGUUUUACGUGGCUGUACUCGCCGUUGGUAUUUGGGCUGCGUUUGUAAAAAGAAAGAAAAGUCAACAGCAACAUGGCCAAAACGACAUGAUAUUGGCGAAUCGUCGAUUAGGACCAUUGCUUGGUGUCUUCACGCUCGUAGCCACGUGGGUAGGUGGUGCAUACGUGAACGGAACUGCUGAAGUUAUGUAUACGAAGGGUUUACUUUGGUGUCAGCCGCCGAUUGGUUACAGUCUGAGUCUUCUCUUUGGCGCUGUACUAUUUGUGAGACCAAUGAGGAAAGCCGAGUAUGUGACGAUGUUGGAUCCUUUUCAAGAACGAUAUGGUGCCGGAGUUGGUGGACUACUCUUCAUUCCGGCACUAUUUGGUGAUUUGUUUUGGUGCGGAACGGUAUUGAAAGCUUUAGGAAGUUCAUUGGUCGUCAUUGCUGACGUUGAUCCACAUUUGAGCAUUUGUGCAUCGGCAUUGUUAGCAGCCAUAUAUACCGUUUUCGGCGGACUCUAUUCCGUAGCGUGUACAGACGCUCUCCAAUUGGCUUGCAUAGUUCUAGGACUGGCUAUCACAGCACCGUUUUCCAUAUUCCAUCCGGCUACAUCGUUUGAAAAGAAUUUAUCGUCUAGGGAGUGGCUCGGCGAAAUUAAAAACGAGGAUCUAGCGACGUGGAUCGAUGGCAUGCUUUUACUCGUAUUCGGUGGAAUACCAUGGCAGGGAUACUUUCAACGAAUAUUGAGCUUUCGAAGCACGACCGUUGCAACAACGUUAUCGAUAGCUUCAAUGUUCUUCUGUAUAAUGCUCGCUGUACCUUGCGCUUUGAUCGGUGUUGUGGCACGUGCAACGGACUGGACGAUGAUCGAGGGUCCGAACAAGACUCUGUCUUUCGAUGCUAAUGCUGCAUUACCUCUCGUGUUGAGGUACUUGACUCCACCAUGGGUUUCUUUCAUAGGCCUUGGAGCGAUCUCAGCUGCAAUAAUGUCUUCGGCAGACUCCAGCAUACUCGCUAGUAGUACUAUGUUUUCAAGGAAUAUUUAUAGACUCACACUUAGACCAAAGGCAUCCGAAAGAGAAUUAAAUUGGAUAUUACGUAUUUCGGUGCUAAUGGUCUCCGUUCUCUCGACUAUUUUCGCUCUCAAAAUUGACAGCAUUUAUUAUCUUUCGUAUCUCUCCUCCGAUCUUGUGUACGUCGUACUCUUCCCUCAGUUACUGGCGAUCAUUUAUUGGCCUUCGUUGGUCGAUACUUAUGGAUGCCUCGCGGGAUACUUUGUUGCUGUGGUAUUACGUGUCGGUGGAGGAGAAGAGGGUUUGGGUAUACCGGCACUGAUCGAGUACCCAUUUUACGACAAAGUGACCAGAACCCAGAAAUUUCCCUUCCGGACUGCCGCGAUGUUGUCGGCUCUCUUCGUGCAGAUCAUUGCUAGCUUCUUCACGCGAAAUCUUCUUGGAAAGGGAUAUUUCCCUCGUUGUUGCGACGUCCUUAGCGUUUAUUCACCUGGAAAGACAAAAGACCAAUCGGGGGUGAUACAGAGUAACUCGGGCGCAGCUCUAAUGGAUUCCUCUUCAGUAAACAAAUCAUUGUCGGGUAUAGAUGCAUGCGAUGGUGUCAGUGGUUGCAAUUAUGAAACUGAUAGGUCUGGAGCUCUCAGUUUAAACGAGGAUCCACGUUCUGAGCAACGUUGUUCCGAAAAUAACAUUGCUGUCAGCGAUUUUACAAAUAAUGAAACGAUAAGGGGAAACACCGUUGCAUCUGUCAUACAAAGAACCAAUCAAACUAGUCAAAGUUUUCACGGGAUCCCAAGAAAUUCUUCAGUCCAACCGAUCUCAUUGACUGGUAGGCAUGUACAACCGGCAACUAAUCAAUACGUUCCAAUACCGAUCAACGAAGCCAAUGCAACGUGUAGAGGUCAGAUUCUUGGAGUACGCAAUCUUCGAGAUUCAUUAGGUCAAAUGCUUUUACCAGUCGACAACAAUGUUUCUUCGUCUGGUGGUAAUGACGUUGGAAAUAUCAAUGCGAUUCCCUCGAAUACGACGAUACCAGCAUCUAUGUCAAUUGUUUCAUCUUAUAACAAGAUGUGUAAUGAGAGCACAACGACAAAUGAUAAAUUAUCGCGAGACUGUGAGAGAACUGUUGAUAGAAAUCCAGUGGAAUUUAAUUUAAAUGCUCAGGACAGUAUGCUUACAAAUGUUUGUGGUAAGAAGAAUGUUAAGGGUGUCAAAUUGGUCGGUAUGGAUGGUGGAACUUUGAGAAGACCGUCGUUACAAGGUACAUUCUCUCCAACACCAUCCGUAGAAUUGGUUCACAUUCUGGAUAGACGACAAAGUAGUGGUUCUUACGGUCCUGGAUCUUUAUCUCCAGUUCCAAUGGGCAUAGAAGCAUGUAAGACUCAUGGUACUGCACCCGAAGGACACAGCGGGAACGAACAUUGCAGAAUAAAAAGAGGGAUCGUCAGGCAUCACAGUUUUAACGACACCGGAGAUCGAGCUCUUACAACAUUGGCCAGACAACCGGCUUAUCCUUCGAUGCCGUUACGACCGGAGGAUUGUCGUAUGACUUUAGUGAAGAAGGACAAAAGAACGGGUAUGAUUGCUCGUCAUUCCUCCGUAACGAAUGAAAAGGAACUCGGUGGAUGUACGACCACCGGUGUCGUCAUCUGCAGCCCAAGUUACAGUAUGUACGGUUCAGCCGUUAAGAACUCCAAUUACUUUGUGACCGACGAUGAAGCGGUCAGCAGAUUUUAAAAGAUAAAACGUCGAAGUGGAAAAUUGAAGAGACUAAGAAUCGAUGACAAUCGUAGCUAUCUUCUCAUAGAUGAUAGGUCAGCCCCUUCGUACCUCUAUAUCUCAGUCCCAAUUUUUCAUUAUUGAUUUGUUCAGUAAACUUCUAUGAAAAUGUCAUACCUAUCCUUCUUUUUUUUUUUCUUCUUUUUUAAUAUACAUAUAUACAUCCUAUACAACACAACUUUCCGUUCCAUUGUUCAUUAGGUCGACGUAGGUUAUAGAUGGAACAGAUAGCUCGGCGUUUAUAACACGGCUGACGAAGCUGACGACGAACAUUUUCUUUUUUUAAAGCGACAUCAAGCGCACACGCAAAGGCAGGGUGGCUUGUGCCAUAUAGCAGAGAGCACGUGACAUAAGCAUUUCUAUCUGACAAAUACGUACAUGCAUAUAACAAAUACUCCUAGGAUAUAAACGCGUUCAUCCUUUUGUUUUAUCAUCAACGUAUAAAAACUAACAAAGACAAUCUGACGAUUAAAAAGAUACCCUACUAUUCUAGAUAUUCAUACAAUGAAAUGCUUGUGUUCGUACAACUCUAGCUAGCGUGCAAUAAUUGUUACACACAUUUGUACAUAACAAUUUAAUAUUUAUAACAAUUACGAAAAUGUCUACUUUCGCGUGCUCGAUCUUAAAGCCCAUAUUCGUCCAAUUUAUAAUUAUGCGAUGUUAUUUCAAACAAAAAAACACAUGAUCAUGUCUCGAAUGUGCUUGCGAAAGGAGAGAUGAUCGUGAGAGAUCGAUUAAAAACUUUCUUGUAUAACUUAUAUACAUUUGAAAUGUUUAGAGUAUCACUUGAGUCAAGUAGUUCAAAUCGAAACUAGUCAGACCCUGUCCAUUAAUCACCACUAUAUACCUCUUUACUGAUACAUAUAUUACGUUUAAGAUAUUAAUAGGACUGAAGUUUCGAUGUCCUUUAGUUUUCGAUAUCCAUCCUAUUUCAGACUGAAACAAAUGAAUUUUGUACAAAAAAAAAAAAAGGAAAAGAAGAGAGAAAUGAAUGAGGAGAAAAAUCGAAUAAGGAUGCAUCUUCUCUUUAGCCAAAGGCCCUUUUAGAUACAUACAUAAAAUACUUGUCGUUCGUAGGGAACAGAAGAAUUAUUUCUUUCUUUCUCUAUCUCUAUCUCUCUCUCUUUCUCUUUCUCUCUCUCUCUUUUAUGUCCAAUCUCAUCUGUAUAUAAUAUUAUAUUUAAUUAGUAUUUCAUAUUUCAUACUUACCACAUUACAUACAUAAUACGAUCUUCACAUACGUUCUUGCGAAAAUUAG